ACCAGUUCAGAUCUACUUUCAUCAUUCACACAAUUCCUAAGUAGUAAAAUCAGCAAGGAUGGGAAUUUACAUGUAAGUUACUCUCAGUUCGGAUAAGUCACUAAUUAGUUCAUGUUCAGGGCGCACGUUUACCGAUCUAAGCCUAGUUCCGUACGAUGAAUACAGUCGUUCAGAAAAACUGAAAACGUCUUAGAGUUAGCAUUAUCGAGUCCUGGCUAAAUCCUUAGGGUUGCUGGGUAAAGCAAGCUAAAACAAUUUUUCUUUUCCUCGAGAAAAUUCCUGGCAUAUUUCCGUGAAAAAUUUACUUGAGAGAUAGUGCUGUACUUUUUGCUUACUCUGUGGCUCAGCAGUGUAUACUGUUAUCACAACCCGUUUUAGAUUGAAACCAGACAAAUGCUGACGUUUAUUUCAUUAUAAAGAGGGUCUCAGCGGAGUAAAACAGACCAGACAAAUAGGAAACUGCGAAUGUGUCUCAAGUCUCAAGAUCUCUUGUCAAAGCUUUUCUGUGCCUUGUCUUGUGGUUUGGUAGGACAGGGAAAAGCCAGUAGACUUAGUUGUAACUAUAUUAGUCUACGAUUCUUGUAAAGAUACCUUUUUCAAUCCCGGAAUGCCCGGUCUAAAGACCUUAAAUUUGUUUUAUAGCAAUCGAUGAAAACUAAUUUUAAUUUUCAACCAACGGUAAUUAAUUUCCAAGAGUUAUAUUAACCGUAACAAAAAUAAAUUAACCGUGAGCCGUGAAAAAGACAAAUUACUAACUGUUAUCUGGAAAAGCCACCACCCUAUUGAGACCCUCUAGGUUAAGUCUGGAAGUCCAGUCUCUAAGUCUGUAAGUCCAGGUAUCCAUCGUCGGUUGAUGUGGCUUCCACUAGUUUAUUUCUUUGAUUUAUGUUUAGUUUGGAACUUAUUCUUUGCUUAGCCAGUGACAGCUCAUCUCAAUCAAAAUCUUCAACAUAAAUGCAUCAAGGCAGCUGGCCGCAGGAUGUGCAAUCCAUUUAGCAAUAAUGUUUCUGUUAGUUAGAAAUUAUAAGAAGCUGAAACGUGUGUCGCCCUUGAAUUCUCAGCACCACAGAGCUCUGCCCAAUUACAUAUACAACGAGCGUGAUCCCUCCAUCAAGAACUAUGGUGGUAGAAAGAUCGACUGGUUUAACUGGAAUGAAUAUUAUCCGGGAUUUGCUUGCCGCUGUGCACAGAAGGCGAAGCAUUUAGGGUACGAUCUUUUCGGUCUUCAGUUUUACGGGGAAUGCUGGGCUGGUCACAGCGACCAUGACAACUAUGCAAAGCACGGCGAAGAUAAACAUGGUUGUAUUGAAGAUGAUUACCAGCCAUGUCAAAAAAAUACUCGCUUUUGUAUGGGUAAACACCUGCGCAACAUGGUGUAUCAGAUCGUGGACAUCAGCUGCCCCCUUGUAGCUUUCGAGAAGAUUGGAUGUUUUAAAGAUAACCACAUAGUCUCAGCUAGACCACUACCAGAGUAUCUUACCAACGAUCGAGAUCCCAGGCAUCCAACAUUCAGUGGACAGAGGAUUGACUGGCGAAACUGGGAUGUCUAUGUGCCAGACUUUGCCUGUAGAUGCGCACUCAAAGCCAAGGAAAAAAAUUACACCUUCUUCGGCAUGCAAUUUUAUGGAGAGUGUUGGAGCGGUGACAGGACGCUAGCAUACAUGUAUGAUCGAGAUGGUAUCAGCUCUAGAUGUACUAACCAGUGCUUCCAGCCAUGUACGAAAUACAACAAGUUCUGUUCGGGCAAGCAUUCAGCAAACUACGUCUACAAAAUAAAGGAUGGCUCCUGUGAAGUAGAAAUCAAUCCUGUGGGUUGUUACAAAGAAAACAAAUACCACCUCGUCAUGAAAGAUAUUUUCCAUAAUGAAGCGGCGCCAGACAAACCGAACUUCGCUGGAAAUAUGCUUCAGUUUAGUGAGAAGUACGAAGUGGACUUCCCAGAAUUCCUCUGCAGAUGCGCACGAGUCGCAAAACAAAAUGGAUGGGAGUAUUUUGGAGUCAGAGAUAUUGGACUUUGUGUGCGCAGCAGUCCUGAAAUAACGAAUUUUGACAAGUUUGGUUCAUCAGACAAGUGUUUUGAGGGCAAAAACGCAAGCCAACCGUGUGGUAGUGGUUCUAAAUUGUGUGGAGGCCGGGAUACUGAAGCCAACUAUGUGUACAAGAUAACCAUUCCAGGUGCUGUUAAGCAGUCGAGUGACGUGGCCCAUGAUGGUCCAGAAGAGUUUCUAAACCUAGGGUUCUCCCCAAAAGACAUUCUGCGAAGAAAGAGAAGUCCUUAAACAGUGGUUCCAACCAAAUAAGAGUAUAAGAUCUGCGCAUGUAGGAAUGGAAAAAUAGACGAAACGCACCAAUAAACUAUUAGUUACAGAUUUGGAUAAUAUUUCCUGUAAAGAGGACAGACUAGUGAAAAGUAUUCAUUAAAGGACGGUUCGAAGAAUCAA
Messenger RNA from Orbicella faveolata, 2441 nucleotides. RefSeq lists its product as uncharacterized. NCBI's taxonomy places the organism in Eukaryota, Metazoa, Cnidaria, Anthozoa, Scleractinia, Merulinidae. The record is from RefSeq and is a predicted model, not a curated record.